UGCGAUUGGUCAAUGAGAGGCGAGGUGAUGAUGUCACCCCGGAGGUUGUUGGCUAAAAAUGAAGGCAAGCGAAGUAACAAGCUAGCUCACUUGAAAUUAAAAAUGAAAUUCACCCUAGGAGGACUCGUUGAUGAGGUUAAGGGCAGCUUCGUGUGUUGAUGAGCGCCGUGCCAUGCAGAGGAGACACAGCAGCAACACGGAUGGCAUGUCCUCUGAAAGGAACCGUAGCCAAACCCAGGGAUCCGAGAGCAGUCUGGAUGAAGGCGGCACGUUCGACUGUCUGAAACCCGAUACGCCCGCGUUGCCCCAGCAGAUGUUUUCGGGCCUGGCAGGCAUCCCGUCGGCCGCAGUCUCCACUGCCCAGUUCCAGGCGGCCGGUUUAGUGCUGGGCUCGCCCCCGGACGUCUUUGUGCAGAUGACAGCGUCGUCCCGGGAAGCAGGCGGCCCUCAUCGCCCCGAGGGCCGAGCCUUCCUGCCUCACCCUCCUCACCACCAUUUUCACCAGCCACCGCCGCUGCAGCACGGGACCCCCUCACUCCUGCAACAGGCCACGGCGGUGGCGGCAGCGGCGGCAGGCUCAGAGAGGCACCACCGUGGCCCCCGAGAAGAGGCGGGCCCGGAGGACCCGGCCGCGCCGGCUCCAGCCUUCUCUGAGCUGAAGGCGAUGGUGACAUGGCUGCAGAGGGGCUUCCCGUUCAUCCUCAUCCUGCUGGCCAAAGUCUGCUUUCAGCAUAAGCUUGGUAUUGCCGUCUGCGUGGGGAUGGCCAGCACCUUUGCUUACGCCAACGCCACCUUCAAGCGUCAGGUGUCGCUGCGGGUGAGACAACGUGUCCUGACGCUUCGUCAUGAUCCCAAAGUGAGGAGCGCUCGGUGCUGGUGGCCCUGUGGAUGGCGCUGUUUCUCUCCGGCAACGUGGCGUACGUGUACUACACCUUCAGCCAAGAAGAGCUCUACAACAGCCAUCUUAUGUGUCGUUUCUUUUAGCAGAGCUCCCGUCUGGUUUUUGUCCUGUGAGUAUUUUAUGUUGAGCUCACAAUAUUGUUUGUCGCAGGUGCUGCGCGUGUCACCUUCUCACAUGCGAGCGCAGUGUAAAAGGGGGAAAAAAUAUGGUGUGUGUGUGUGUGCGUCCUGUCCCAGCCUCCUGUUUUCCAAGCCCAAUCUGGACACUUUUGACUUCUUUGACCUCAUGUGGGCGGUGGGCAUCACCGACUUUGUCCUCAAGUUUGUCACCGUUGGACUGAAAUGCUUCGUCCUUGUUCUACCUGGCAUCUUCUUGGCGUUCAAGUCCAGGGGAAAGUUCUACCUGCUGAUCGAGGAGCUGAGUCAGCUGUUUCGCGCCCUGGUUCCCAUCCAGCUGUGGUACAAGUACAUCGUGGGAGAAGAGCCCUCGGCCAGCUACUUCUUAGGAGCCGCGCUCAUGAUCGUCUACGGCAUCUGCAAGUCCCUUGACAUCUGCGGCCGAGCGUCGACCCUCCGCAAGGCCGCCGUCCUGCUCUGCCGCCCUCAGAGUUGCGGCGUGCGCGCCGGCAGCCAGCGAUGCAGCGAGGCCGGCGAUGUGUGCGCUCUUUGCCAGACGCGUUUCCGCGAGCCCGUCGCCCUCCUGUGCCAGCAUAUUUUCUGCGAGGAGUGUCUGAGUUCCUGGUUGGACCGGGAGAGGGCGUGCCCCCUGUGUCGCACCACCGUCGUGGAGACCCUCCGAUGCUGGAAGGACGGGACCACCUCCGCUCACUUCCAAGUCUACUAAAGCUGCAUGGUGAUGAUGCACUCACAGACGAAAAAUGAAAUAUAAAAUAAAUAAUGUGAUCAUCUCUGGGCUCAAGAUCUACCCUAGCUAUCAAAAUGGGACCGAUGGUGGAAAAUGGAUUGGUGAAACAGCAAGUGGUGGAUGUCCUUAUAACAAAAAAAACAAUUUAACAGGAGUUAAAUGUCAACUUUGACUAAUGUCAACUUCGACACCUGAGAGCAGAGAGGGCACAUGAUAGCAGCACUUCGUCUUGAAAUGUCUCAACGCAAUAAGAAAAUGGUCAAAUUAGAGAAGGCCAGCAUGGGAUACAAUUAGCUGCGUGAUCGGUUGGUGCAACUGCCGCCCAUCGGUAGGGACGAUGCCGUUUUAUUCAUUGGCAGGGACAUUUUAUUCAAACUUCCUAUUUAUUUGUUAUUGCUGUAUUCAAAUCGUGUUACACUGGUCAAAUAUAUGUUUUUCUUUUGUUUCUCACUUUUCUCUUCAUGCUAUGCUGUGGUAUAUAGGUCGCAAUGUAGUAAUUUAGACUGUGUGUCUGGAAGUGAAAACUUGGUUGUAAUCGGGACGGGACUUGAUAAGCAGAAUUGCUUCGACCCGCCUCCCUCUUUGACAAGUCAUAAUGUAAAAUUAAAUUGUAAUGAAAGUUGAUUAUGUACAUGCCGAAAUAAAUAAAUCAUUACCUUAUGCCCAAAAAA
This is a messenger RNA of Syngnathus typhle (broad-nosed pipefish), 2436 nucleotides long. RefSeq names its product ring finger protein, transmembrane 2 (gene rnft2). Lineage: Eukaryota; Metazoa; Chordata; Actinopteri; Syngnathiformes; Syngnathidae. Gene Ontology annotation, biological process: positive regulation of ERAD pathway. The transcript is spliced from 10 exons. The coding region runs from base 131 to 1744 and encodes 537 amino acids. Gene Ontology annotation, molecular function: ubiquitin protein ligase activity; metal ion binding. The record is from RefSeq and is a predicted model, not a curated record.